Dujonia railenensis is the source of this 612-nucleotide messenger RNA. NCBI's taxonomy places the organism in Eukaryota, Fungi, Ascomycota, Pichiomycetes, Serinales, Debaryomycetaceae. The record is from the annotation of a GenBank genome assembly.
AUGUCCGACUCAUUCUUUGAUUCUAAAUACAAUGUUGACCCCACAGUCCAGUCGCUCCCAUCGAGUGUAACGUUUUUUCCUGAUAUGAAAGAAUUCGAGGGCCCUAAUUCCGAUGACCAGAUUGACACAGACUCCCAGAUGCCCACAGAUUGGGAGUUGAAGAAGAUAGGUGCUUUUCAAUCUAGAAUUGAGUCAAUUCAAAGGAAUAUGGAAUCAGUAUACUCCAAAAAUAGAAACCCCUCUUUGUCGAAAAUAUCGGCACAUCAAGUGUUCGGAUUGGCAAAUGAAAUAUUCGGGUUCAAUGGUUGGUCAUCUCAAGUGUCAGAGUUUCGAAUCGUAGACGAAAAUUUCCAGUACGAUAACGAAGAAGGUGAGGAGUACACAGCUUCGGGAGCAUUCAGCGCAAAGUUCUGUGCUACAGUGAGGAUAACGCUAAAGGAUGGAUACUGGAACGAACAAGACGGAAUUGGAGAAUCGCAUGGGUUGCCCAGUAAGUAUCUUUGCUAUAGUAAGUGCAAGAAGGAAGCGGUAACUGAUGGUAUGAAGAAAGCUCUAAUCGGAUUCAGGUUGACUUUACUAGACUACGAAAGGAUAAAGAAGGAGCAGCAAUAG